Molecule: messenger RNA, 396 nt
Organism: Trichomonas vaginalis G3
Lineage: Eukaryota; Parabasalia; Trichomonadida; Trichomonadidae
Product: platelet formation protein family
Exons: 1
Coding region: 1-396 (131 amino acids)
Molecular function (GO): protein binding
Source: RefSeq, a predicted model, not a curated record
AUGGAUCCUUUAUUCACUUCCAGACUCCAUUUAGACCAGAUAACUUGCUUGUCUUGCAGUGGAGAGUAUUUUGCGACAGGAAGCAAAGACAUGACAAUAAGAAUUUGGAAAACAAUUUUCUCUUCGAAGACUCCUGUUUUAGAUGGUUCCUUCACUCUCCACACAUCAGAAAUUGCUGCAAUUGACUGCAAUGUCAAAGCUGAUUUGUGCGUUUCUGUUGGAAUUGAUGGGAAGAUCAUCGCAUUGCAGUUGUCGAAUUCACAAUUCACUCGAAGUAAUAAAAUAGAAACAAUUGCAAGGCCUUCUUUCGUUUCAGUUGUUGACAAUGGAUUUUUUGCAAUGCUGACAAAUGUUGCUGGACAAUGUUUAUUUAAUGUUUUUGAUGAAAAUCUUUGA